AUGGCUCAUUCAGUGACUCUCAAGGCUCAGGAAGCCCGAAAACCUUCCCACUUCCGAAGAUGUCUGGGGAAUCGUCCCGGAGCGCAGCAGUCUCCUGCCUCCCCCUUGGCCCCGCGGGCUGCUGUCCCGCUGACGGGGCCCGACUCGUGUCGCGACAAGCGUAGUGUCGCGACGGAGGGGCGCGGGGCGCUCCGUGCUGCCCUUCCGCGGGCGCGCACGGCCGCGGCCAGCCCCCAGCCGGGCGAGCAACAUGACGCAUUUUGCCUAACGCCAAGCCUGGGAUGUGCUCAGCUUUCCAAAGGCCUCUGGGCUGUGCCAAAGCGUGCUGGUUGCUCUCCCCGCGUAACGACCCCUGGCAAGGCGCAGCUCCUCUCGGAGGAGGAAGCCUGGCGGCGAGAGCCCCCCGCAGAAGACGGGCUGGCUAGCUCGGGGGCCGGGCGGCACCGACCCCAUAGAACAACCCCUGAAGCUCCGCGGGAGGGGGGAGGAACAAGGGUCGGGCCCCAGGGGCCAGCCGGGGCCCCAAGGAUGAGUUUUGCCUGGGGAUGCGUGCCCCUCUCUCAGCAAGGAGGUGCAAAACCUGCUCGGAGAUGUCCUUCUCCUGCAGGGCUCAGCCGUACCUGCCUCGCUGCCUGGCGCAAGGCAUCGCUUGGGGUGGGGAGGGAGGCACCUCAACUGCUCGCUUCUGAAGCCCUGGGCCCCACCUUGAUGCAGUUUUCUCUUCCCUGUAAAGCCAAGCAAAAUCAAACCCAGUUGUCUUGAUCUGAUCCAAAAGAUGUACCAGAUCAACUCCAAUCUCAGCAGAAUUGUCCUUGUUUCAAUUUCCUCUUAAGCCUAUUGCUUUUUCUUCUCAGGCAGGCAGCCGCUCAGCCGCUGUUUUAAUGCGCAGGGUGAAAUGUAAGGUCAUCGGGGUUUUCCUGUGCUCUAGGAAACUUUUUAUUUUUUGUUGCAAGGUGGUGAACGAAAGAAGUCCCCAGCCAAUCCCUCUGCCAUUAGAACAUUUGUAACUUAGACGCUCGCUGCCAGUUGACUUUACCUAGCUCUGUCGGGGCGGGGUUACGGGAAAAUGCCUCUCAAAUAUUAUAAUAAUAGUAAAAGAAACACAGAAAAACAAAUGUUUAAGAAAAGCUCCAGCCCCCAAUUCCCACUCCCCCCCUAUGAAAUCCAAGCAUUCCUUUAAGUGGCCAGGUUGGGAGGGCUGGGGUCUGCUCUGCUGGAAUCACAGGCUUGUCCACGCUAUUUAUACCGUAUUCUCCAAAGCUUGGAGAUAUUCUUAUCUUCAUGGAUAAGAAGCAGACUGUUCCUGGAAUCGGUUCAGAACGUGUUCUGAUAUACAGAUAAACUUCUGGAAAAUAUCUGAUGACUGUGCCCAAGUACUCUGACCCACCUCCCCUCGAUGAGAAUAAAGCGAUAGCGUUCGACUUAAAGAAAGCCGCAGAACUUAAUUAAUUCGAUGCUUUAAUGGUUAUAGAAUCUGCAAAACACUAGUAUUAAUUUAGACGCUGGCAUCUGGUUUCACUGAAAUCCAUGU
Messenger RNA from Oxyura jamaicensis (ruddy duck), 1531 nucleotides. RefSeq lists its product as uncharacterized. The coding region runs from base 1 to 762 and encodes 253 amino acids. The record is from RefSeq and is a predicted model, not a curated record. Lineage: Eukaryota; Metazoa; Chordata; Aves; Anseriformes; Anatidae. The transcript is spliced from 3 exons.